AUGGCGCUGCGGCGCCUCCUGCUGCUGCCGCUGCUGCUCUCGCUGGAGCCCCUGCACCUGCCGCCCGGCGCCCGCGCCGCCCGCGGCCGCGCCGCCAACCGGACCCUGAGCGCCGGCGCCGCUGCCGUCGGGGGCCGGCGGCCCGGGGGCGCCCUGGCCCGGGGCGGCCGCGAGCUGAACGGCACGGCCGCCCGGGCGCCCGGCGGCGCGGAGGCGGGGGGCCGGCGGGGGCAGCCCGCGGCGGCGGCGGCGGCGGCGGCGGCCGUCACCUACGAGACGUGCUGGGGCUACUACGACGUGAGCGGCCAGUACGACAAGGAGUUCGAGUGCAACAACAGCGAGAGCGGCUACCUGUACUGCUGUGGCACCUGCUACUACCGCUUCUGCUGCAAGAAGCGCCACGAGAAGCUGGACCAGCGCCAGUGCACCAACUACCAGAGCCCCGUGUGGGUGCAGACGCCCAGCACCAAGGUGGUGUCGCCGGGGCCCGAGAACAAGUACGACCCGGAGAAGGACAAGACCAACUUCACGGUCUACAUCACCUGCGGGGUCGUCGCCUUCGUCAUCGUGGCCGGUGUUUUUGCCAAGGUCUCCUAUGACAAGGCCCACCGCCCUCCGCGGGAGAUGAACAUCCACAGGGCUCUGGCCGACAUCUUAAGACAACAGGGACCAAUCCCCAUAGCACACUGUGAAAGAGAAACUAUCUCGGCUAUCAAUACCUCUCCCAAAGAGAACACACCGGUCAGAUCGUCCUCCAAGAACCACUACACCCCCGUGCGCACGGCCAAGCCGACUCCAGGACAUUAUGGGAAGGAUGCUUACCGAAGUGGAGGACCCGAUCUCCAUAACUUCAUCUCCUCUGGAUUUGUCACGUUAGGAAGAGGACACACGAAGGGUACAGUGGAAACCAUUUUUUACUAAAACACACAGGUUGCCUAGGGGAGCCCCGCUCUGAAACGUGAAGAUGAUGUGGAGGCCAGAGGCUUGUCCGGGACAGGGAGAAGCAAGGGGUGGUACCACGGCAGCUGGUCCUGGUGACAUACGUGGCUUUUGACAGGUCACAGGUGGGACGUUAGAGGGCCAUAGACUUGCCAGAGACAUCGCUCCCGCCCCCCCCUUCCACCCUGGCGAGGAGCGGGACCCAGAGGCCAGGGACCCUGUGGGAAGGACCACAGGCAACCUGGUAGGAAACUGCCAGUGGGCGGGGCACCAUUUGCAAAGUGCGUGUUCUCCUCUCGGCUCUUACCCCUUUUCCGUUUGAAAGCUGCAUUUUAUAAACUGAUGCCAACGUUCUGUACCGUGGGUCUUAGAGCCAGCGUGCAUGUUCGAGAGUUUCAGUGUCCCUAAGUAUGUCUAUAUAAACUCUCCGCGGUGUGAACCCAGAGGCAGAGGUUACGCAGACCUUGAAGCCUCAAGACGAACGUUUACGUGGCAUUUCUGCUGAGCUGCUUUUUGCCCUAGCUGACAGCUUGCAGAGCAUCUGUGCAGGGGGGGGGGGGGGGGGGAUAUGGAAUCCUCCAUUCUGUCUUUUGUUUAAACAGAGUCCUCCUAGUGUUGUGAGCAUUCUGUCAUAUCAAGAGUAACUGGAUCCCUGACUCCUGACUACCUUCCUAACACCUGUGUAUUGUUAUAGAUCAACUGUGAAUUCUGUUGUAGGGAUGCUCUAUCCCUGUCUGCCUCUGAAAUAUGUGUCUGUUUUAAGUGUGAGUGACCAAGGAACUUUGCAAUUUUUUCUUACGUUCCAUGCAACUACUUUUUAAAUUCCCUGUGUGAUGUUUGUUCA
Messenger RNA from Mirounga angustirostris (Northern elephant seal), 1783 nucleotides. Its product is annotated as protein shisa-6. NCBI's taxonomy places the organism in Eukaryota, Metazoa, Chordata, Mammalia, Carnivora, Phocidae. Gene Ontology annotation, biological process: regulation of AMPA receptor activity; regulation of short-term neuronal synaptic plasticity. The transcript has 3 exons. The coding region runs from base 1 to 921 and encodes 306 amino acids. Gene Ontology annotation, cellular component: postsynaptic density; AMPA glutamate receptor complex; dendritic spine membrane. The record is from RefSeq and is a predicted model, not a curated record.